AUGUCUUUCAAUAUUAUGAAAUUUUUCAAUUUAUUUCAAUCAUUAAAAUCUCAACCAGAUUGUUCUGAAUCUUUUAAGAGACGCCGGGUUCAAAAUUCUACUCAACUUAACUCUUUAAAAAAUGAAAAGUUUAUGAAUGGUGAUACGUCUGGUUAUGAGUCUUUGGAAGUUGAUCCUUUUUUGAAAAAUAUGGUACAUCAAUCAUUUUGUGACCAUGAAAACAAAGAAACAUUAAAAAUAAACAAAUCUGUACAUCAAACUCCUUGCAAUACAUAUUUUUCACAUGAGCGUUUUCAUAUUUCUAGAAAAAAAAUAGAUAUGCAUAAGAAAUCAUUUUCAAAUGUUAAUCAGCAGAAACAUCAUGUAAAUCUUCCUGUUCGUCUACCUAAAGUUGCUGUAACAGGGCGUCAGCUUCUUGAAAAUGCACUUAAAAGACAUGAUAAUAUUGUCUAUUCUAAAGGAACAAAUGCAUUAGCACUUAUGUCUUUUCAAAAAACAUCUUCGUUUUAUAAUUUACAAGAUCCAGAAACAUCAUUUAUGAAAAAUAAGUAUUCACCAAAAUUUAAAAAUUUUAAUAGAAGUUUGGAUUUCCAGAAUAAUACUCCUGGUCUUUAUGAUACAAAAAUAUUUAAAAAUCAUCGCACACAAAAUAUUUCUCAGAAUGAAGAAUUAUUUUCACCAUUAUCUUCCAAAAGCUUAUAUGAACAACAGAAAAAAGAUUGUUUGAAUUCUUAUUGCUUAAAGGUUCCUAAAAAAGAGUUAGAAAGCCAAAAUAAAACUAUAUAUAAUUUUAAAAAACAUCAGUCUAUAAAUGAUAGUGAUUCCCUUGAUAAGCUAAUAAAGCAAUUAAAAGAGAAAUAUAAAAAUGAACGAUUCUAUAAUUGGAAUACUCUUCAAAAACAGAAACAAGAAAGAGAUCAUGAAAUUCAAAAAUUAAAAGAUCUUUCUAUUAAGUCUUCAUAUCAGUUACCUCCAUUAUCUAAAGAACUUUUAAAAAAAGUAGAGGAUGCACUUUCUUCUAAUAGAUUAAAAGAUCCUUUAAUUGUAAAAUUUAAUAUUUCAAUAACUUCUUAUGAUAUUAGAACAUUAAGGGAUAAGGAAUGGCUUAAUGAUGAAAUUAUUAAUUUUUAUAUUGCUCUUAUAUCUGAAAGGGCAAAAGCUUCUCCAGAAGGCCCAAAAGUUUAUGCAUUUAACACCUUUUUUUAUACAACUUUGGAAAAAAAGGGAUAUCAAGGAGUACAGAGAUGGACGAAAAGAGCUAAAGUAAAUAUUAUGCAGCAAGAUUAUGUUUUUAUUCCAAUUCAUCUUGGAAUUCACUGGUGCAUGUCGGUUAUUAAUUUUAAAAAAAAAAGAUUUGAAUACUGGGAUUCUUUGAACGGAAGUUCUGGAAAUACAUUCUAUCUUUUAAGAGAUUAUUUAUUACAGGAAUCCGGAAAUACUAUUGAUUUAAAUAAAUGGGAUGAUUAUAUUCCAGAGUCUGGUCCCAUACAAAGAAAUGGUUAUGAUUGUGGAGUUUUUGCAUGUAAAACUGCUGAAUGUAUUGCUCGAGAAGUGUCUGUUGAUUAUACACAAGAUGAUAUUAAAGAAUUAAGAAAACGAAUGGUUGCAAACAUUAUAGAAGGUCGUCUUUUCUAA
This is a messenger RNA of Pneumocystis jirovecii RU7, 1635 nucleotides long. RefSeq lists its product as uncharacterized. NCBI's taxonomy places the organism in Eukaryota, Fungi, Ascomycota, Pneumocystomycetes, Pneumocystales, Pneumocystaceae. Gene Ontology annotation, biological process: protein desumoylation. The record is from RefSeq and is a predicted model, not a curated record. Gene Ontology annotation, molecular function: deSUMOylase activity. Gene Ontology annotation, cellular component: nucleus. The transcript has 5 exons. Bases 1 to 1635 code for a protein of 544 amino acids.